Otolemur garnettii (small-eared galago) is the source of this 1033-nucleotide messenger RNA. It is a transcript of the gene POU2AF1, whose product is annotated as POU class 2 associating factor 1. Gene Ontology annotation, molecular function: POU domain binding; transcription coactivator activity; DNA binding. Gene Ontology annotation, biological process: positive regulation of transcription by RNA polymerase II. The transcript has 5 exons. Gene Ontology annotation, cellular component: RNA polymerase II transcription regulator complex. The coding region runs from base 93 to 863 and encodes 256 amino acids. The record is from RefSeq and is a predicted model, not a curated record. Lineage: Eukaryota; Metazoa; Chordata; Mammalia; Primates; Galagidae.
GGUGGCUCCCCUGGAGGAAAGCACACCCCGUGUCACAGUAAAGAGCCAAACUGUCUGCUUCAAAGAGAAAAGGCAACAUCCUGUCGCAGGCCAUGCUCUGGCAAAAACCCUCAGCUUCUGAACAACCCUCCGCCCCACCCCGGCCAUACCAGGGCGUCCGCGUGAAGGAGCCGGUGAAGGAGCUGCUGAGGAGGAAGAGAGGCCAUGCCAGCAGCGGGGCGGCCGUGGCCCCUACUGCGGUGGUGCUGCCUCACCAGCCCCUGGCGACCUACGCCGCAGUGGGUCCUUCCUGCCUGGACAUGGAGGUCUCUGCUUCUGCAGUGACGGAGGAGGGUGCCUUGUGUGCCAGCUGGCUGUCCCAGCCGGCCCCAGCCACCCUCCAGCCCCUGGCGCCCUGGACGCCCUACACCGAGUACGUGUCCCAUGAGGCUGUCAACUGCCCUUACUCUGCUGACAUGUAUGUGCAGCCAGUAUGCCCCAGCUACACGGUUGUGGGGCCCUCCUCGGUGCUGACGUACGCCUCCCCACCACUCCUCACCAAUGUCACGACGAGAGGCUCUGGCACACCCACGGUGGGGCCCCCGCUGGAGGGCCCGGAGCACCAGGCACCCCUCACCUAUUUCCCGUGGCCCCAGCCCCUUUCCACGCUGCCCACCUCCACGCUGCAGUACCAGCCUCCGGCCCCAGCUCUGCCCGGGCCCCAGUUUGUCCAGCUCCCCAUCUCUAUUUCUGAGCCAGUCCUUCAGGACAUGGAAGACCCCAGGAGAGCCUCCAGCUCCCUGACCAUCGACAAGCUGCUCUUGGAGGAAGAGGAUAGCGACGCCUACGCGCUCAACCACACGCUCUCUGUGGAAGGCUUUUAGGGCUGGCUUCUCCACGAGAGUCCUGUUCCCUGAAACUGGGUUUUAAAAAUUAGCCUGGCAUUGAGCCCCUAGUUCAUAUCUGUGUGAAGUAACCAUUUCAAUAGCAACAUUUUCUGCCCCAAAGUAGAACUGCAGACUGACCUUUCUUCCUUCUCUCUUUCCCUCCCUCC